This is a messenger RNA of Scophthalmus maximus (turbot), 2665 nucleotides long. RefSeq names its product RAD17 checkpoint clamp loader component (gene rad17). Gene Ontology annotation, biological process: mitotic DNA replication checkpoint signaling; DNA damage checkpoint signaling; DNA repair. The transcript is spliced from 17 exons. The record is from RefSeq and is a predicted model, not a curated record. Gene Ontology annotation, molecular function: ATP hydrolysis activity; DNA clamp loader activity; chromatin binding. NCBI's taxonomy places the organism in Eukaryota, Metazoa, Chordata, Actinopteri, Pleuronectiformes, Scophthalmidae. Bases 195 to 2156 code for a protein of 653 amino acids. Gene Ontology annotation, cellular component: Rad17 RFC-like complex; nucleus.
CACAAACACGACGCUUCACGGCACCUUUGCGACAGCGAGCCGCCGCCGCCGCUUUACGGCACCUCCCAGUUUUUAAACAGUGCGAAACAAGUUCUGUUGACCAGGCGAACACGACGCAGCAAAUGGUCCAACACGCAGCAGCAGCAGCAGCUCGUCACACCAGGUCUCCGGUGAACCGCAGCUCGGUGUGAAGGAUGAACAAGAUCUCCGCGGGAGACAAAGCUGCUCCGAGCAGAGCGAACCACUGGGUGAGUCCAUCUUUCACUGAGCUGCCGGGGGAAAGCUUCUCUCUGCCUGGGAGGAGGAAAGUUUCACGUGCUAAGGCUGAGCCCAAGAGGGCGAGGAAGAGGAAAGGGGAGGAGGGCAGGUCGGACCCUCACCCGUCCUCCUACCCGCUGAAUGAGUCGGAGGAGGGGGGCCGGGAUGAGCCCUGGGUGGACAGAUACUCGCCUCGUUCACAGGCUGAGCUAGCUGUCCACAAGAAGAAGAUUGCGGAAGUGGAGAGCUGGAUGAAGGUUCACAUGACCUCAUCAAAGGGGGGCAUCUUACUGCUGACAGGACCAUCAGGCUGUGGAAAGACUGCUACAGUCCUGGUCCUGUGUCGGGAGCUGGGCUUCAGGAUUCAGGAGUGGAUCAAUCCCACCAACAUGGAGUCGUACGGCAGCAGUCAGCACGACUGGAGGACGAACGGCUUCUCUGGCUUCUCCUGCGGCUCCCAGGUCGCCCAGUUCCAGGAGUUCCUCCUGCGAGCCAACAAGUACAGCUGCCUGCGGAUGGCGGGCGACGACGGAGCCACCGACAGGAAGCUCAUACUGGUGGAGGAUUUGCCAAACCAGUUCUACAGGCAGCCGGGCAGCCUGCACAGUAACCUGAGGCAAUUUAUGAAGACGAGUCGAUGUCCCCUGGUGUUCAUAGUGUCCGACAGUCUGAGUGGAGACAGCAGCUCACGCUUUCUUUUCCCAAGAGACAUCCAGGAGGAGCUGGACAUCAGCAGCAUCAGUUUUAAUCCAGUGGCUCCCACCACAGCGAUGAAGGUCCUGACCCGCAUUUCAACCCUGGAGGCAGGGAAGAGCUGUGGGAGAAUGGAUAUGCCAGACAAGGGUGUGUUGGAGAUGCUGUGUUCAGGAAGCUCUGGAGAUAUUCGCAGUGCCAUCAACAGUCUUCAGUUUUCCUCCCUUCCGGACACGUCAUUGGAAAAGCUGUGGAGGACGAAGAAGGACAGACCUGCGAGUUCAGCGGGCAAAGCGUUUUCCAGAAGGAACCAGAGGAAGACCAGGUCCAGACAGACGAAGGAGCAGGAAGAGGUGCAGGCGAUCGGAGGGAAAGAUGCGUCUCUAUUCCUCUUCAGAGCCCUGGGGAAGAUCCUGCACUGCAAACGUCAGUCAUACUUCCCAGGAGGGAAUCCUGAGGGCGCUGAAGCAGCCGAAGUUGCAUCUGGACCCGGUCUGUCAUCUCAUCUCUCUCAUCACCUCAGAGAAACAUUAUUAGUGGACCCUGAGUUGGUUGUUGAACGUUCGCACAUGUCUGGAGGGUUCUUCAACCUGUACCUACACCAGAACUACCUGGACUUCUUCUCAGAGGUGGAGGACGUGGCCCGGGCCAGCGAGUACUUGUCUGAUUCUGACCUCCUCACUGCUGAUUGGACGAGCCGCAGCACCAUGGAGGAUUAUGGGUCUUCGGUGGCCACCAGGGGGCUGCUUCACUCCAACUCUCAACAAGUGUCCGUUGGCUUCAGACCGCUGCACAAACCCGGCUGGCAUCUGGUCAGCAAGAAGCACCGGGAGAACUGCCUGGCUGCUCAGUCCCUGUUCAGGAGCUUCUGUCUGACACCGGUCAGCCUGCAGACGGACCUGCUGCCGUACCUUGCCAAACUGUCCAGCCCCAUGAGGAACCAAGCCCAGAUAGCCUUCAUCCAGGAUGUGGGUCAGAUGUCACAGAGGAGAUUCUCCAGCAGUGUGUGCAGAUUAAAACUGGAGGCUCUGACAGACAAAGAGCUGGGCCAGCUGGAAACAGACGUGGAGGAGGAGGAGGAGCAGAAAGAGGAAGGCCAGGGUGGAGCUGAGGAGGGUCUGCCAGACAGUCAGCCUCAGCCCAACACAAGUCAAGUGCUUCUGGAGGAGCUGGACCUGAUCAUAGAGGAAUAUCUCAGUGACUAACACACAGCGCUGACACACUGUGAAACAACCUCAUCAUCUUCCAGUUUGAGUUUUUUUUCGAAAUGAGUAAUGAAUAAAGGAGAAAGUUAGGACCACGUGACAUAAUAACAUGACUUCAGAGAUUGAAAACAUUGUGACUGUUCAAAGGUUUGUAUACUUAUCACUUUUUUUUUUUUAGAACUACCAGCAAAAUACGUACACAGAAAAAAUAAGCCUGAAUUCAUUUGGAUUCUGUGGCUCGUCACCAUGGAGAUCAGUUCUAAUAAUCUCCCUGUGACGCAGUUCAGCUCGAGCAGCUGAUAUCUUGUCAGUAUUUAUUAGUUGUUGUUUUUCUUGUAUUGUGCAUCUUUGUUUUGCCGAUUGAUGUUUGCGCCUGGAGUAGCCUGCAACUGUCCAAGCUCAGACACACUGAAAUCAUCCAAAUAAGAAAUAUUACUUAUUGCUUAUGUUUAUCAAGGCACAUUUGUUUGGAUCUAAUUAAGCAUGUGAAUAAAAGAAAUGUUCGAGAA